Molecule: messenger RNA, 1257 nt
Organism: Didymodactylos carnosus
Lineage: Eukaryota; Metazoa; Rotifera; Eurotatoria; Philodinida; Philodinidae
Source: the annotation of a GenBank genome assembly
AUGCAUGAUUUAUCAUCAAAAGGUCACAGUGGAGUAAACCAACUUGGUGGUGUUUUUGUAAACGGGAGACCAUUACCAGAAACCAUUCGACAAAAAAUCGUUGAACUGGCUCGUCAAGGUGCUAGACCUUGUGAAAUAUCACGCAAAUUACAAGUUUCAAACGGUUGUGUGAGUAAAAUUCUUGGAAGAUUUUAUGAAACUGGUUCAAUUAAACCUCGUGCCAUUGGUGGUUCGAAGCCUCGUGUAGCCACACCAGAUGUUGUAUUAAAAAUUGCUCAAAUAAAAGGUGAUAAUCCAUCGAUAUUUGCUUGGGAAAUUCGUGAACGUUUAUUAAAUGACGCUAUAUGUACACAGGAUAAUUUACCAAGUGUAUCAUCAAUUAAUCGUGUACUUCGAAAUUUAUCGUCGAAGUCAAGUGACCUUUAUACAAAAGAAUUACAUUAUGAUCGACAUUGUUUAAUAAAUCCACCAAUAUGGUCGAUGAUUGGCAAUACACCACCUUGGCACCAACAACAAUCAACACCAUCUCUUAUUAAAACAAAAGAUAUAAAAGUAUUUCUUUUUUAUUUCAUUGGAGAAAAAUUGUCUGAUUCUUCCAAGCAGGAUCAAGACGAGAAUGGCAGCGACGAUGAAGAGAGUGACAAUGAAUAUUUAACAUCACCAAGACAAAAAACACAACGAAAUCGAACAGCUUUUACCCAAGAUCAGAUAACAGCACUUGAAAAAGAAUUUGAGCAUACACAUUAUCCAGAUGUUUAUGUGAGAGAACGUCUUGCUAAACAUAUUAGUCUACCGGAAAAUAGAAUUCAAGUAUGGUUUUCUAAUCGUCGAGCAAAAUGGCGUCGUGAAGAAAAAUCGAGAAAUCAACGACGUAAUGUGAAUACAAGUGAAUCAAAUCCUGUUUCCAACACAGGAUCAACAAUUACUACUGAUCAUUCGACACCACCUUCAUCUAUAAAUCAAACACCACCACCACCACCACCGUACACAAUUGAAAGUGUGAAUGAAGUUCUAAAUCCCUAUUUCAAUUCAAAUAAUACAGUAUCAGCAUCAACAACAUCGAAAGGUUUUGCGUAUCCAUCAAUGCAGUCAUCGUAUCAGUAUUCAACAUCGUCAUACCCAUGUAUAUUACCAGGAACGAAUUGUUACGAAGAUCUUUCAUUUCCUACUCCACCCUACUCUCGACCAACAUAUCAAGAGUACAAUCAUCUUUCUUCGAAUGUUAUGUGUCAGUCAUGUGAGUUUGGUGGAUUAUAA